Messenger RNA from Salpingoeca rosetta, 974 nucleotides. RefSeq lists its product as uncharacterized. The coding region runs from base 134 to 895 and encodes 253 amino acids. The transcript has 10 exons. Gene Ontology annotation, cellular component: SAGA complex. Lineage: Eukaryota; Choanoflagellata; Craspedida; Salpingoecidae. The record is from RefSeq and is a predicted model, not a curated record.
GAGACAACGAACAAGCAAAGAGGAGAGGAGGAAGGACACAGCGCACGAGUGGAGGGAGGAGAUUGGCACGAGAGGCACUGGCAGUCUGGCUCUGGCAGUUGGAAGCGUUGGCUGGCACGAGGAAAAGGGGGCGAUGGAGACGGAGGAGUACCUUGCGCAGCUGCUGGAGUCGUGGCAGGUCAAGCGCAAGGAGGCUGCACAAGCAGAGAAGGCAGUGAAGGAGGACAAGGCACAGUUUACACACACCCUGCACACCGGGCACGCGCCGGUUGCAGCGAGACAACUACAUGGCGGCCACGUGAAGCUUGCAACGAAGGUUGCCAGCUUUGAAAGUGUGACACGGGCGUGCGUGCGCGCACUGGAUACACUGAUCAAGGAGCGAACAAAUGCACAGACAGUUGGAUCAUCACAGUCCGCGGCCAUCAAUGCUCUCCCCACAGACCUGCCCGUGUGGCCCAUUCUCAAGCAUGUGCCACUGUGUGGAGCGUUUCCAGCGUUGGAGGGCGACGACAUCGUACCAGGACAGGAGGUUGCUGCAUUGGUUGAGGAUGAGUGGAUUCUAUCGGUUGUGGUUGACGCGAACAAGAGCACCUACAGUGUGGAGGACAUCUUGCAUCCUGGCACAGACAAAUGGCACGAGCUGCCGCGUGCCCGGCUCAUUCCACUCCCGCGCUGGGCACCUCGCGUCGACUUUACAAUGGCGCAUUUUGAGGUUGGCGACAUUGUGCUUGCCAUGUAUCCACAAACAACCUGUUUCUACAAGGCCGUUGUCAAUCGUCCGCCAACCCAGGAGACACCCACGUACUCACUGCAGUUUGAAGACGACAACUUUGGCGACGGGCGCAUCAGAUAUCACGAGAUUGCUGUGAAGUUUGUCCUCAACUUCCCUUUGUAGCCGGGACGACCCUGGUCACAUACGCUCAUCAUCAUCAUCAUCAUCACGACCACCGCUUACGUUUGCGGCCAUCUUGGUG